This is a messenger RNA of Trichoderma breve, 990 nucleotides long. RefSeq lists its product as uncharacterized. Bases 1 to 990 code for a protein of 329 amino acids. Gene Ontology annotation, cellular component: nucleus. NCBI's taxonomy places the organism in Eukaryota, Fungi, Ascomycota, Sordariomycetes, Hypocreales, Hypocreaceae. The record is from RefSeq and is a predicted model, not a curated record. The transcript is spliced from 2 exons. Gene Ontology annotation, biological process: kinetochore assembly; mitotic sister chromatid segregation.
AUGGACGACAGAUUGCGCAACAGCUCGGAAGCCCAGGCCCAUGCCACCAAUAUCGACCAUACACUGAAGGAGCUCCAGCGGAAAGUCCGUGAAUAUGAGGCUCAGCUGAACGAGUUGCGCUCCGCAGAGCUUGAGACGCCCAGCACUGCCGCCGGCCAAGCCCAGCUCCUCAAAGCGGCCUUUGACGAUGUCACCAACUCUGAACCUUUCCUCCCGUUCCCAGGAUCAGUGCUCCCGGCGCUGCUAGCCCUGCGCAAGACACACCAGACGAUUCAAGAGUCAAAGGCAUUCUUAGCCUCGCAAACCGAGUCAACCGAGAGAGAACAAAGGCAAUUGAAGCAAGAUGAAGCUGCGUUGAAAGAUCACCAGCUUCUUAAUGAAGCUCUUAAGCAGAGGAUCGAAUCGUUACGCACUGAAGUCGAAUCGGGAACCAACACGCAACCAGAAGAAGAAGCGCGCAAACGGAUCGAGGAACUACGGCGAAAGAAACAAGGCUACAAUAAAGAGACAAGCAAGCUGAUGAAAGCUCUCAACCGCUUCAUCGAUGACCACCUGGCGGUAAUGCUCGCAGCAGAGGCUAUGGGCGGGCCUGUGGUGGGAGACUUGAUGGACAUUGACGCCCAAGAUCUCGCCGCGGGGUUCAACGCGCAGGGGAAACUGAAGAAGCCAAAGGGCGAAAUCAACAAAGACAAGAGCCAACGGCGGAUAGACGAGAUUUGGGGCCCGAGCGAUGGCGACGGAGCUGGUAGUGGCAAAAAGACAAAGCCGAGGGACGCAGCUUCGGCGGCUGGGACAGAGAUGCGACAGCUUACGGAGGAGCUGCUCAACAGGCUUGUCGAGGCAAAGGGCAGCAGUUCGGAUGCCUACGUGAAGCUGCCGCAUGAGACGGCGGCGGCGAGGUUUCUCAUUAGGUCCAAGGUUGCGCAGUUCCAUCCCAGGGAUGCUACCAAGAUACGGCUAGUUGAUUUUGGGCGGGAGCUGGACGAUUAG